Messenger RNA from Anas platyrhynchos (mallard), 1486 nucleotides. The record is from RefSeq and is a predicted model, not a curated record. NCBI's taxonomy places the organism in Eukaryota, Metazoa, Chordata, Aves, Anseriformes, Anatidae.
UAACUGAAGACAGCUGGAAAACUGUUGGUUCCUCAUUAUUUUUCACUUGUUACUUUCUUUAGGGUUACUUUUCAAAAGAAGAUUUCACUGAUCACAAGCCAGUAGAAGACUUUCAGCCCAAGCAAGGGUGAAGACAGCUCUCUCCAAGAGCAGAGGAAGUCCCUGUGGAGAGAACCCGAGCUUGUUAGCAGAACUCGUCGUCAUGUCUAAACAAGGAGACGAUUGCUACUUCUAUUUCUAUUCUACCUGUACCAAGGGAGACAAAUGUGCCUACCGCCACUGCGAAGCUGCUCUGGGCAAUGAGACGGUCUGCAAGCUGUGGCAGGAGGGUCGUUGUUUCAGGAAUGUCUGCCGAUUCAGACACAUGGAAAUUGACAAAAAGCGCAGUGAGAUUCCUUGCUACUGGGAGAGCCAGCCGGGAGGCUGUCAGAAAGCCAACUGUGCUUUUCAUCAUGCAAAGGGACGUUACAUCGAUGGACAAUUCUUACCACCAAGCAAGACUACACUGCCAAGUCCGCCUGAGUCCGCGGACGAUGAUUUGAAAGUGGCUCAGAUGUCACUGCAGCAAAAGAAACUUUCUGUCCAGUCAAAUCCCUCUCCACAGCUAAGGGUGAUGAAAGUGGAAAACUCUGAAAAUGUCCCAAGCCCUACACACCCUCCAGUUGUAAUCAAUGCUGCAGAUGAUGAUGAAGAUGAUGAUGACCAGCUUUCUGAGGAAGGAGAAGAAACUAGAACUCCCGUCCAGCAACCAGCUGCGAAAGGCAAAAAUGGAUUACGGGUGAUUUCCACUCGCAAAGGCAGUUCUACUGCUACUAAACAAGAGGGCAAUCUGAAUUUUGGAAUAAAAACACUUGAGGAAAUCAAAUCUCAGAAGAUGAAGGAAAAAAAUAAGAGACACGGUGAAGGUUCUUCAAGAUCUUCUCUUUGUCCUGUUGAUUCUAUGAUUUUUCCUGCUCCAGAAAAGGAAAAUGUCCGGACAGUGGUGAGAACUGUGACACUGUCUUCCAAGAAAGGGGAGGAACCUGUGGUUCGACUAGAUCUUGCUGAUAGACAAGGAAAACGGAAAGCCUCCGCGGAUGAUGUAAGCACCGUUCCAGUGAAGCGCAGCCUUGCUGAAAGGCUGGAGAAGAAGGUAGAGGCUCUGGGAAAUGCUGACAAAGCACCCAAGAGAGAUACAGGUACUAAACGGGCAUCUGGAUUGGAUUCCUGGGUUUUGUAUUUAGUCUUUCUGUUUGUCCUUUUCCAGUGAUGUUUCUUUUUGCAUGUUGGCUGAGGUCGUAAUCACUGGGAUUCAAAGUUACCUUUCCUGUCUUGUUUUGAACUGUGAACCUGAAGUUGACAUUAUGCAGCCUCCCUAAUUCGUUCUGUUUCUGUUUUGCAGUUCAAGUUGCCAAGUCUCUGAAGGACAGGCUGGGAUUACCUCCUAAACAGACCAGCACUGAGAGAGGUAACAGCUAGAUAUUAAAUAUGCUUUCUCCUCCUUCCU